AUGGCUUGGCCGAACAAGAACAAAGACAUGAUCUACCGUCGGGUAGGCAAUUCUGGGUUGCACGUCUCUGCCCUAGGCCUCGGUGGCUGGCUCACCUUUGGAGGCCAUGUAGACAAUGAGGUCGCCUUCCAAUGUAUGAAGCAAGCAUAUGACUGCGGAAUUAACUUUUUCGACACCGCCGAGAGCUAUGCUGGAGGAGAGUCGGAAGUCGUGAUGGGCCAAGCGAUCAGAAGAUACGGGUGGAAGAGAAGCGAUAUCGUCAUUAGCACAAAGCUCAACUGGGGUCUUGCAAACGGCGAGAUUCUCAUCAACAAUCAUGGCUUGUCGCGUAAGCACAUCAUUGAGGGUACUCAGGCAUCAUUGAAGCGCCUCCAGCUGGACUAUGUCGAUAUAAUUUACGCCCACCGUCCGGAUCGAUUGACCCCUAUGGAAGAGACCGUGCGAGCAUUCAAUUUCGUAAUUGAUAAGGGCUGGGCCUUUUACUGGGGAACCUCAGAGUGGUCGGCAGAUGAGAUCGCAGAGGCUUGUGGUAUUGCGAAAAGUCUAGGCCUGAUUGCUCCGAUCGUUGAACAGCCACUCUACAAUAUGCUGGACCGCGCCAAGGUCGAGGGGCAGUAUCAGCGCCUAUACUCCAGGUUUGGCCUGGGUCUCACGACCUUCUCGCCGUUGAAGAUGGGGCUCCUGAGCGGGAAGUAUAACAAUGCCACAACGCAGCCUCCUCCUGGCUCUCGAUUUGCAGAGAGCAAGGAUAAAUUUGCUAAUGGGGCUCGCGAGACCUGGGAAAGUGAGCAAUGGGCGGGAAAGAUCAAGAUAAUCAAUGGCCUCCAGUCAAUAGCAGAUAGCCUCGAGGUGACGCUUUCACAGUUGGCGCUUGCGUGGUGUCUGAAAAACGAAAAUGUCUCGUCGGUCAUUACUGGAGCAUCACGACCGGAACAAGUCAUUGACAACGUCAAGAGCUUAGAAAUCCUACCGAGAUUAACGCCGGAGAUAAUGACCCAGGUUGACGAGUACCUUCAGAACAAGCCCGCAUUAGAUCCUGCUCGACAGGAUUAA
Molecule: messenger RNA, 1053 nt
Organism: Aspergillus calidoustus
Lineage: Eukaryota; Fungi; Ascomycota; Eurotiomycetes; Eurotiales; Aspergillaceae
Source: the annotation of a GenBank genome assembly